CACAGCAACUUGGGCAGGACCCCCGAGGGGACCCGGAGCCCGGCGGCUAUGCCCGCUGGCCCGCUCCUGGCUAGCCGUCCAUCCUGCAUCCCAGCCCGACCCCCGACGGCUGCGACGUGUUGAGAUGACUUUCCGCGACCUCCUGAGUGUCACUUUCGAGGGACCCCGCCCGGACAGCAGCGCCCCGGGCUCCAGCGCGGGCGGCAGCGGGGGCGGCGCGGGUGGCACGGUCGCCCCGGAGGGCCCGGCGGUGGGCGGCGUGCCGGGGACCACGGGAGGCGGCGGCGGCGUGGUGGGCUCGGGCAGCGGCGAGGACAACCAGAGCUCGGCUGCGGAGCCGGGGGGCGCCGCGGGCCCGGGGGGCGAGGUGAAUGGCACGGCGGCCGUCGGGGGGCUGGUGGUGAGUGCGCAGGGCGUGGGUGUGGGCGUGUUUCUGGCCGCGUUCAUCCUCACCGCGGUGGCGGGCAACCUGCUUGUCAUCCUCUCGGUGGCCUGCAAUCGCCACCUGCAGACGGUCACCAACUAUUUCAUCGUGAACCUGGCCGUGGCCGACCUGCUGCUGAGCGCCACCGUGCUGCCCUUCUCGGCCACUAUGGAGGUGCUGGGCUUCUGGGCCUUUGGCAGGGCUUUCUGCGACGUGUGGGCCGCGGUGGACGUGCUGUGCUGCACGGCCUCCAUCCUCAGCCUCUGCACCAUCUCGGUGGACCGCUACGUGGGCGUGCGCCACUCGCUCAAGUACCCAGCCAUCAUGACGGAGCGCAAGGCGGCCGCCAUCCUGGCGCUGCUCUGGGUGGUGGCCCUGGUGGUGUCGGUGGGGCCGCUGCUGGGCUGGAAGGAGCCAGUGCCCCCCGAUGAGCGCUUCUGCGGCAUCACGGAGGAGGCAGGCUACGCCGUCUUCUCCUCCGUGUGUUCCUUCUACUUGCCCAUGGCCGUCAUCGUGGUCAUGUAUUGCCGCGUGUACGUGGUGGCGCGCAGCACCACGCGCAGCCUCGAGGCGGGGGUCAAGCGCGAGCGGGGCAAGGCCUCCGAGGUGGUGCUUCGCAUCCACUGUCGCGGCGCAGCCGCGGGCACCUCCGACGGGGCACCUGGGACCCGGAGCACCAAGGGCCACACCUUCCGAAGCUCGCUCUCCGUGCGCCUGCUCAAGUUCUCCCGAGAGAAGAAAGCAGCCAAGACGCUGGCCAUCGUCGUGGGUGUCUUUGUGCUCUGCUGGUUCCCCUUCUUCUUCGUGCUGCCCCUGGGCUCCUUGUUCCCACAGCUGAAGCCAUCUGAGGGCGUCUUCAAAGUUAUCUUCUGGCUGGGCUACUUCAACAGCUGUGUAAACCCGCUCAUCUACCCCUGCUCCAGCCGCGAGUUCAAGCGCGCCUUCCUCCGCCUCCUGCGUUGCCAGUGUCGCCGGCGUCGCCGCCGCCGGCCCCUCUGGCGGGUCUAUGGCCAUCACUGGCGAGCCUCGACCAGCGGCCCCCACCCCGAUUGCAUCCCCAGCCCGGGCGCCGCGCCCCCCGGGGCCUCUCUGGCCCUUACCGCUCCCCCGGCUCCCGGCUCCCCAGGGGCGCACGAGGUUCCAGCUCCCGUGUCCGGCCGUCGAAAAGCUCCCUGCGCCUUCCGCGAGUGGAGGCUGCUCGGGCCUCUGCGGAGACCCACCACCCAGCUGCGCGCCAAGGUCUCCAGCCUGUCCCACAAGAUCCGCGCCGGGGGCGCGCAGCGCGCAGAGCCCACGGGCGCCCUGCGCUCCGAGGUGGAGACUGUGUCCCUUAGCGUUCCCCAAGAUCUGGCCGAGGGCGCCACCUGCCCGGUCUACGACUUGGCGGAUUACAGCAACCUCCGGGAGACCGAUAUUUAAGGAUUC
Perognathus longimembris pacificus (Pacific pocket mouse) is the source of this 1849-nucleotide messenger RNA. It is a transcript of the gene Adra1d, whose product is annotated as adrenoceptor alpha 1D. The coding region runs from base 125 to 1843 and encodes 572 amino acids. The record is from RefSeq and is a predicted model, not a curated record. Gene Ontology annotation, biological process: positive regulation of cytosolic calcium ion concentration; adenylate cyclase-activating adrenergic receptor signaling pathway; cell-cell signaling. The transcript has 2 exons. NCBI's taxonomy places the organism in Eukaryota, Metazoa, Chordata, Mammalia, Rodentia, Heteromyidae. Gene Ontology annotation, cellular component: membrane. Gene Ontology annotation, molecular function: alpha1-adrenergic receptor activity.